GGAAGAGCUUGAUGCAGUCACCUGUCGGUGAGGUCAGUCAUGAAUGGAGACUAACUACCCUCUCAUCUUCUUCCUCCUACAGCUGCUGCUGCAAUAGUUUUCAAGGGACCUAAUUUCUACACAGUCGAAGAAUCAUUCUUUGAUUCGGCCUCUUCUCAUUCAUCAGUAGCUACGAUCAGCCAGAAAAGGUCCUUCCUUCCAUGGGGUAUCUACAGGAAGCUCGUGAAAAUCACGUCAAGAAGAAAGUAGAAGAAGCCUUGAGGAGCAAAAUGAAACAGAAGGCACUGAAAGAGUGUGACGAUUACGCUUUGAAAUACGCGGAAUGUGCUACGGGAAGAACAUUAUCCGUUGUUUGGCAAUGUCGUAAAGAGGCCAAGGAAUUGAACGCUUGCCUUCACCAAUAUACCAACGAUGCUGUCUUAGAAGAAAUGAAGAGAGAAUAUAUGGUCCAAGAAGAUGCGAAGGCCACCUCGAAGGUAUCUUCUGGCUAAGUUCAGUUUCUCAGACUCAGCUCGGACCAUGGCACCCUCUUGCAACUGGCAUAUGCACAAUUUGAUUUUUAGUGCAUGUGCCCAUAAGCCCUUUAGAUACAAACUUCCGAACUAAUAGUUUGAGGUUAUUAUGUUGCACUUUUCCGUAUUAUCAUAUUCAAGGAGAAAUGGAUAAAGAUUUGUUUCAA
This is a messenger RNA of Cannabis sativa, 679 nucleotides long. RefSeq lists its product as uncharacterized. The transcript is spliced from 3 exons. The record is from RefSeq and is a predicted model, not a curated record. Bases 201 to 491 code for a protein of 96 amino acids. Gene Ontology annotation, cellular component: mitochondrion. NCBI's taxonomy places the organism in Eukaryota, Viridiplantae, Streptophyta, Magnoliopsida, Rosales, Cannabaceae.